CACUUUUUAAUACAUGGAAUAGCAUUUAAGCUCAACUAAUUUGUUCUUCAUUUCACCCUUCCCCCCUCGUUUUGCUGAUUUUGUAGUUUCAAACAAACCCACUCGCUUGCUUGAUAUGGCGAGAUUUCUUCGAAACAUUUCUCAUCUGAGACGUUUUCUCUUAGUCCCACAGGUAUGUAGAGGAGAGGUAUUAGGGUCUUCUUCACAUCUAUGUAACUUUUCUUCUAAAGCUAGGAAGAAAUCCAAGUCGGAUGGAAGUGAUUCCGGUGAGGAGAAUAUGUCCAAGAAAGAUUUAGCUCUAAAACAAGCGCUGGAUCAGAUUACUAGUUCUUUUGGAAAAGGAUCUAUCAUGUGGCUUGGUCGUUCUGAGUCCCCUAGGAAUGUUCCAGUAGUUUCCACUGGUUCUUUUGCUUUGGAUGUUGCACUUGGAAUUGGUGGCCUGCCAAAGGGCCGUGUAGUGGAGAUAUAUGGACCUGAGGCUUCAGGGAAAACAACACUUGCACUACAUGUAAUUGCUGAAGCACAGAAACAAGGAGGUUAUUGUGUUUUUGUUGAUGCUGAGCACGCUCUUGAUCCAGCUCUAGCUGAGACAAUUGGGGUAAACACCGAGAAUUUGCUUCUUUCGCAACCAGAUUGUGGAGAACAAGCUCUCAGUCUUGUAGACACCCUUAUACGGAGUGGCUCUGUUGAUGUUGUUGUUGUUGACAGUGUAGCUGCCCUAGUGCCUAAAGGCGAGCUUGAUGGCGAGAUGGGUGAUGCUCAUAUGGCAAUGCAAGCCAGAUUGAUGAGCCAGGCUCUUCGUAAAUUGAGUCAUUCUCUAUCAUUAUCCCAAACCAUAUUGAUUUUUAUAAACCAGGUAAGGUCAAAACUUUCAACCUUUGGGUUUGGUGGGCCAACUGAAGUUACCUGUGGUGGUAAUGCCUUGAAGUUCUAUGCUUCUGUGCGUCUAAAUAUUCGGAGAACCGGGUUUGUCAAGAAAGGAGAAGAGAUUGUUGGAAGUCAAGUUGCUGUGAAGAUUGUGAAGAACAAGCUUGCCCCUCCAUUUAAGAAUGCUGAAUUUGAGCUUGAGUUUGGGAAGGGAAUAUCUCGAGAAGGGGAGAUCAUAGAUCUGGCGACGAAACACAAAUUUGUUACAAAAGCCGUCGCAUUCUACACUUACAAUGAGCGGAAAUUCCAUGGCAAGGAAGCCUUCAAAAAGUUUUUGGCUGAAAACGAAAUUGAGCGGGAAGAACUUGCGGCAAAACUUAGAGAAAAGCUACUCGAAACUGAGAACAAAAAGGAAAAACAUACUGAUAUUUCUGAUGGGAAUACAUCAGAAGAAAUAAUUUCAAAGGAUAUUACUGAUGAAGAAGCCGUUACAGCCAUUGAAGCUUAAGUACCCUAUGACCCGAAACGGAAUGUCCCUUGUUUCCCUUGCAGGUUCAGUCUUUUGUGGGAAUGCUUUCUCGUAUUGGAC
Hibiscus syriacus is the source of this 1456-nucleotide messenger RNA. RefSeq names its product DNA repair protein recA homolog 3, mitochondrial-like. The coding region runs from base 116 to 1375 and encodes 419 amino acids. Gene Ontology annotation, biological process: DNA repair. Gene Ontology annotation, molecular function: single-stranded DNA binding; ATP binding; ATP hydrolysis activity. The record is from RefSeq and is a predicted model, not a curated record. Lineage: Eukaryota; Viridiplantae; Streptophyta; Magnoliopsida; Malvales; Malvaceae. The transcript has 8 exons.